GCGACCCUCGCCUCGAAUCACUAGUUUCCCAGUCACAAUAAUGAAGUGCGGCUGGCUGUGGAUCUCCGGCUAAUAUGUUUAUGUUUGCCUUAUCGAACUGAUAGCAGCGCCGCUGAUUGCCAAUUGUUAGACUUGCCUGAAGCGGCUCCCAGCCUCUAGACUUCGAUUCAGUUCGGUUCUGAUUCUUGCCUGAUUUGCGAUGACUCGGCGUAGCUGGCUGCUGGGCUGCACCUACGCCAUUUGCUGGUUGCUCACCUGUGCCACCGAGCAGACUGGUCCGCAAGGAGAUCCGCUGCAGCAGCAGCCGCGCAUCAUCAAUGGCAGCGUGGCCAGUUCGGACGAGACACGCCACCUGGUCUCCAUUCGCCUCCGGCGGCACGACAACAACUUUGGCAGUGGCCACAUCUGCGGCGGAGCACUGAUUGCGCCCCGGAAGGUCCUGACCGCCGCCCAUUGUCUGUACAACAACCAGAGGAAGCGCUAUCGACGACCCGACGAGUUUGUCGUCGUCCUGGGCACCCUGAACCGCUUCGAGCGACGCAAUGGGACCCUCGUGUCCCAGGUGAGCUCCAUGGCCUACAUGCACACCUUCAGCCCGGACAGCAUGCGCGACGACGUGGGCAUCCUCUUCCUGCGCACCGGGCUGCCCUCCUCUGACGAGGGCGUCACCCUCACCUCCGCCGUGGCCCCCAUCCAGCUGGCGGCUCAGGCCACGCCCCCUGGGAGGCUGUGCCAGGUGGCUGGCUGGGGACGCACGGAGCAGAGUUCCCUGUCCAACAUCCUGCUGACCGCCAACGUGAGCACCAUCCGGCACCAGACCUGCCGGAUGAUCUACAAGGCCGGUCUGCUGCCGGGGAUGAUGUGCGCCGGGCGGCUGCAGGGCGGCACCGACUCAUGCCAGGGCGAUUCGGGAGGUCCGCUGGUGCACGAGGGGCGGCUGGUGGGCGUGGUCUCGUGGGGCUACGGAUGCGCGGAACCGGGAUUGCCGGGGGUCUAUGUGGACGUCCAGUACUAUCGCCAGUGGAUCGAGGAGCGCAGUGGAGCACCGCAUUUCCGCUGCAGCAUUUCUGCCAGGCUGCUCAUACUGAUGAUGUGUUUGUGCUGGUGCUCUGGAUUCUGGAUAAUCUUGUAAUGGUGUAUACCUUAACUAAAUAUUUAUGGAUGCAGAACAGACUUGCACUAAGUCUGUUCUUUUUAAAGGAUCUGCAAUUAAGAAAGCCCCAAAAAGUUAGAAAAACAUACCUUUAAGGCAUAGGACAGCUUUUUUUAAUUUAUCAUAAUGCUUAUCUACCAAUAAACAAAAUUAGGUUUUCAAAACCAUUUAUUCUUUUAGUUUAACUCCAUAAUAUUCAAUUUUCAAUAUACUGCAGCAAAUGAUUUUAUGAAAAUGAUUAAACUUUU
Drosophila elegans is the source of this 1401-nucleotide messenger RNA. RefSeq names its product trypsin eta. Gene Ontology annotation, biological process: proteolysis. Bases 200 to 1132 code for a protein of 310 amino acids. Gene Ontology annotation, molecular function: serine-type endopeptidase activity. The record is from RefSeq and is a predicted model, not a curated record. The transcript has 3 exons. Lineage: Eukaryota; Metazoa; Arthropoda; Insecta; Diptera; Drosophilidae.